This is a messenger RNA of Drosophila teissieri, 2293 nucleotides long. It is a transcript of the gene tgo, whose product is annotated as aryl hydrocarbon receptor nuclear translocator homolog. Gene Ontology annotation, cellular component: nucleus; cytoplasm; aryl hydrocarbon receptor complex. Gene Ontology annotation, molecular function: DNA-binding transcription factor activity, RNA polymerase II-specific; RNA polymerase II cis-regulatory region sequence-specific DNA binding; protein dimerization activity. The record is from RefSeq and is a predicted model, not a curated record. The coding region runs from base 198 to 2129 and encodes 643 amino acids. Gene Ontology annotation, biological process: regulation of transcription by RNA polymerase II. The transcript has 2 exons. Lineage: Eukaryota; Metazoa; Arthropoda; Insecta; Diptera; Drosophilidae.
UCUUACUACGGUCACACUUCGCGCAGUAAACAGAGAUUUUAUCGUGUAGUGUAGAAGAAAAGUACAGAAUUAAUGGUAAAAGCGCAUAAGAGCAGCCGAAUAAAAGUGCCUGGAUAAACCAAGUACCUCUCCACACCCCCCACUUAGCACAGGCGACCCAAAUUACGACGAACGUUUUCUAAUUACGCAUUCCAAGCAUGGAUGAGGCGAACAUACAGGACAAGGAGCGGUUCGCGAGCCGCGAGAACCACUGCGAGAUCGAACGACGUCGCCGCAACAAGAUGACCGCCUACAUCACGGAACUCUCGGACAUGGUGCCCACCUGCAGUGCCCUGGCCCGCAAACCGGACAAGCUCACCAUACUCCGCAUGGCAGUGGCCCACAUGAAGGCACUGCGUGGCACCGGCAACACCAGCAGCGAUGGCACCUACAAACCCUCUUUCCUAACCGACCAGGAGCUGAAGCACCUUAUCCUGGAGGCGGCCGAUGGUUUCUUGUUUGUGGUAUCCUGUGAUUCCGGACGGGUGAUCUAUGUAUCGGAUUCGGUAACUCCCGUGCUGAACUACACCCAAAGCGAUUGGUACGGCACUAGCCUGUAUGAGCACAUUCAUCCCGAUGAUCGCGAGAAAAUACGCGAGCAACUAUCCACCCAGGAGUCGCAAAAUGCCGGCCGCAUCCUGGACCUUAAAUCGGGAACUGUGAAAAAGGAGGGUCACCAGUCCAGCAUGCGUUUGAGCAUGGGUGCUCGUCGUGGAUUCAUCUGCCGCAUGCGGGUGGGCAAUGUAAACCCGGAGUCCAUGGUCUCUGGGCACUUGAAUCGUCUCAAACAACGAAACUCCCUCGGACCUUCAAGGGAUGGCACCAACUACGCCGUGGUGCACUGCACGGGUUAUAUCAAGAACUGGCCGCCCACCGAUAUGUUCCCCAACAUGCACAUGGAGCGCGAUGUCGACGAUAUGAGCUCGCACUGCUGCCUGGUGGCCAUCGGUCGUCUGCAGGUCACCUCUACGGCGGCUAACGAUAUGAGUGGAUCGAACAAUCAGAGCGAGUUCAUCACACGUCACGCGAUGGAUGGCAAGUUUACGUUUGUGGAUCAGCGUGUUCUUAACAUAUUGGGAUAUACGCCUACUGAGCUUCUGGGGAAGAUCUGCUACGAUUUCUUUCAUCCCGAGGACCAGAGCCACAUGAAGGAAAGCUUCGACCAGGUGCUUAAGCAAAAGGGACAGAUGUUCUCGCUGUUGUACAGAGCCAGAGCUAAGAAUUCGGAAUACGUCUGGCUCCGCACACAGGCUUAUGCCUUUCUGAAUCCAUACACCGACGAAGUGGAAUACAUAGUGUGCACCAACAGUUCUGGCAAGACCAUGCACGGUGCUCCACUGGAUGCUGCGGCUGCCCAUACGCCCGAGCAAGUGCAACAACAACAACAGCAGCAGGAGCAACAUGUUUACGUUCAGGCUGCCCCGGGAGUGGACUAUGCGCGCCGCGAGCUUACUCCAGUGGGCAGUGCCACGAAUGAUGGCAUGUACCAGACGCACAUGCUGGCCAUGCAGGCACCUACGCCUCAACAGCAGCAGCAGCAACAACAGCAACGGCCAGGAUCGGCGCAAACCACGCCUGUCGGAUAUACCUACGACACCACGCACUCGCCGUACAGUGCUGGAGGACCAUCGCCGUUGGCUAAGAUACCCAAGUCUGGCACCUCGCCCACGCCGGUGGCACCAAAUGCCUGGGCAGCACUGCGUCCCCAGCAACAACAGCAGCAGCAGCCCGUUACCGAAGGCUAUCAGUACCAGCAGACGAGUCCGGCCAGGUCGCCGAGUGGUCCAACCUAUACCCAAUUGAGUGCCGGGAACGGAAAUCGCCAGCAAGCGCAGCCAGGUGCAUAUCAGCCGGGUCCACCACCGCCUCCCAAUGCACCGGGAAUGUGGGACUGGCAGCAGGCUGGAGGUCAUCCGCAUCCGCCGCACCCAACGGCGCAUCCGCACCAUCCACACGCUCAUCCUGGAGGACCGGCAGGAGCAGGACAGCCGCAGGGUCAGGAGUUCUCAGAUAUGCUGCAGAUGUUGGAUCACACGCCGACCACGUUUGAGGAUCUGAAUAUCAACAUGUUCAGCACGCCGUUUGAGUAAUCCCCACACCAUUUCUUUCGAUUCCCACUACCCCCAAUUAAUCUGUGUCUCUCUUAACCACUUCUCAAGUGCAAUCCAUCUUACAUUGUUGAAAUAAUUCAGCCAAACGCAUGCAAAUUGUAAUCUCGUAAAUAGCAUUUUAAGUACAUAGCGGUAGUCACGUA